ACAACAGAAAAACCAACUGAUACAACCACAACUACCAAAAUAACAACAACAGAAAAACCAACUGAUACAACCACAACUACCAAAAUAACAACGACAGCUAAACCUACAACUACAGAAAAACCAACUGAGUCAACGACAGUAACAACAACAGUAAAUACAACAAAAUCUACGAAAAGACCAAGAACAACAACAUCCACACAGAAACCCACUACGACAACUACAAUAACAACGACAUCAAAAUCCACAACUACAGAAAAACCAACUGAUACAACCACAACUACCAAAAUAACAACGACAGCUAAACCUACAACUACAGAAAAACCAACUGAUACAACCACAACUACCAAAAUAAGAACAACAGAAAAACCAACUGAUACAACCACAACUACGAAAAUAACAACGACAGCUAAACCUACAACUACAGAAAAACCAACUGACACAACCACGACUACCAAAAUAACAACAACAGAAAAACCAACUGAUACAACCACAACUACGAAAAUAACAACGACAGCUAAACCUACAACUACAGAAAAACCAACUGACACAACCACGACUACCAAAAUAACAACAACAGAAAAACCAACUGAUACAACCACAACUACGAAAAUAACAACGACAGCUAAACCUACAACUACAGAAAAACCAACUGACACAACCACGACUACCAAAAUAACAACAACAGAAAAACCAACUGAUACAACCACAACUACCAAAAUAACAACGACAGCUAAACCUACAACUACAGAAAAACCAACUGAUACAACCACAACUACCAAAAUAACAACGACAGCUAAACCUACAACUACAGAAAAACCAACUGUUACAACCACAACUACCAAAAUAACAACGACAGCUACACCUAUAACUACAGAAAAACCAACUGAUACAACCACAACUACCAAAGUAACAACAACAGAAAAACCAACUGAUACAUCCACAACUACCAAAAUAACAACGACAGCUAAGCCUACAACUACAGAAAAACCAACUGAUACAACCACAACUACCAAAAUAACAACGACAGCUAAAUCUACAACUACAGAAAAACCAAUUGGUACAACCACAACUACCAAAAUAACAACGACAGCUAAACCUACAACUACAGAAAAACCAACUGAUACAACCACAACUACCAAAAUAACAACAACAGAAAAACCUACAACAACAGAAAAACCAACUGAUACAACCACAACUACCAAAAUAACAACAACAGAAAAACCAACUGAUACAACCAAAACUACGAAAAUAACAACGACAGCUAAACCUACAACUACAGAAAAACCAACUGAUACAACCACAACUACCAAAAUAACAACAACAGAAAAACCAACUGAUACAACCACAACUACCA
Messenger RNA from Teleopsis dalmanni, 1354 nucleotides. Its product is annotated as salivary glue protein Sgs-3-like. The annotation marks the transcript as partial. Lineage: Eukaryota; Metazoa; Arthropoda; Insecta; Diptera; Diopsidae. The transcript is spliced from 2 exons. The record is from RefSeq and is a predicted model, not a curated record.